Verticillium nonalfalfae is the source of this 1026-nucleotide messenger RNA. RefSeq lists its product as uncharacterized. The record is from RefSeq and is a predicted model, not a curated record. Bases 1 to 1026 code for a protein of 341 amino acids. The transcript is spliced from 2 exons. NCBI's taxonomy places the organism in Eukaryota, Fungi, Ascomycota, Sordariomycetes, Glomerellales, Plectosphaerellaceae.
AUGGCAGAAUCAAAUACCACCAUCCCUCAGGAAGCCCAACAGUCCAGGUACAAUACCGCCACCGACAUCAAGACCAACGACCACGAAGCAUUUCAUAUCCCUCCGCUACCAAGUUCCGUCGAGGAGGGCCUGGAACUACCAGUUCCCCCGCCAGACGCCGAUGACAGGACCCCGGCUGCCACAGAGAACGCACCGGACGACGCCGGUCUUGCAGAGGACGAGGUCGUAACGACAACGAAGAAGAGCAAGGCAAGCGGGAGGAAUCAGCCCGCCAAGGCGCAGGAAACUCCAAAGGACAAGAAACCAUGCGCCAAAACUGAGUCGGCACGGGCCAAGUACGACCGCAUCGUGGCCCUCGAGUGCCUCGCGAAACGGAAAUGCGCAAACUGCGCCAAGAAGAGGAGAGGCUGCGACUGCUAUAUCGAUCCAGAAAGGCUGAACUCGGCUUGUGCCAAGUGCACUCUCCACAAGGAGGGUUGCUCUUUUGUCCAGGACGCAGCUGAGCCGCUGGGCCCGGACGGAAUCGUCAACGCUCUGGCCGCCCAGGAGCUGCCAAGUCGCAGGGCACCUGCGGGACGCGAGGAGGCAGCCGAGACGCCCGUCAGGAACGCCGUGGGCGUUGCACCGAGCGACUCCGUUCCGGAAGAAGUUCAGGAACGAAUCGAGCAAGAACUAGCUCGUUAUCAAUCAGCACCUGUCGAACAAAAGCCGGCAGCGAUAAUGGCACCAGAGUCCCGACUGGAUGCCUCUCGCGACGAAAAGAGCGGCCUUAAGCGGACGCCUCUCCCUUCCAGUCGUCCCAAGCCGGUCACGACGUCCGGAGUGGGUGCAAAGAGGAAGCCACUUCCUGAUGGUCGCCCCCAGUCGUCAUCAAAAAGCACCGACGACAGCAAGCCGGAGCCUACGGAAGACGGCGAUCCUGUCCCAAAGAGAGAAACGUCCCCGGCGAAAAGACGGAAGCUGGAGUCGGCAGCCUCUCAGACCACAGGCGAGAACGGUGAUUCGGUGGAGGAUAUGAAAAGCUAA